This is a messenger RNA of Ctenocephalides felis (cat flea), 1779 nucleotides long. RefSeq lists its product as uncharacterized. The transcript has 4 exons. The record is from RefSeq and is a predicted model, not a curated record. Lineage: Eukaryota; Metazoa; Arthropoda; Insecta; Siphonaptera; Pulicidae. Bases 1 to 1779 code for a protein of 592 amino acids.
AUGGACCAAUCGGCUCAUGUGUGUUUAGCAUUGAGUCGUUUGUUCUGGAAGAUCACCUUACCUUAUUUCAAGAAUAAGAAGGCAAUUAUCGUAUCAGCAAAAACAAAUGAUAGGAAAUAUGAAGAUUACUUCGAAUGCUUGUUGGAACAACAGUCCAUGGCAAUUGUGUACAAUGACUAUAACGAAAAUAAUAUUCAGCGUAAGGUGAAUAGAAAUGAAAUGGAAAUGGCCAAUUAUGGAUAUGUUUACGCGUCUGACAGCAAACAUAUGUUGAUGAGAGGAUUAGAAAUACUUCAAAGGAAUCAUUCAAAUGCUAAAAUAGUCAUUAUAUUAAGUCAAAGUUCAGCCACCGACUUAACUGAUUUGAUGAAAAUAAUAUGGGAGAAGUAUAACAUGCUUAAUGUUGUGGCAUUAUUAUUGAAUAUAUUUUUGUCUACUAGCAAAUCUAUCAGUGCUCUAGAACAACGCAUAAACAAACAUUAUUCUACUCAUAGGUUAGAUGCUAUAUUAUAUAAUCCAUUCAUAGAAAACGAUGAUGAAAAAGGUCGCUUUUAUAUAUUUUCGGGAAGCAAAGAUAAUGAUUUAGAAUCAGUGUCCAAAAAGAUAUUGAGGAUGCACAGAGAGAGAACUUUUAAUGCCUAUCAACAUCCUCUGCGCGUUGGCAUGUUCAAUUUAUUUGGUUUAGCACAGUCUGUAGAAGACAAAAACGGUAGUAUCUACCGAUACAAUUUGCCUGAUGGAGAAAUGAUUAAUGCUGUAACAAAAGCUAUAAACUUCAAACCGAUUUUUAUCAAUCCUCCAAAUAAUAGCAUGUACGGAGGUGUCACACAAAAUGGUACAUUUACAGGCGUUUUAGGUCUUCUAGAAUAUGGCAAAGUUGAUGUCACAUUCAACGUGAGGGUUUUGAAACAAUAUGGCCAAGAACAUGCAACAUUCUUACCAGCUAUUGGCGACACGAAACUCUCAUUUGUUGUACCAGUUGUAGAAAAUACAAGUAAACCUACUUUUUUCGGAAUUUUAGAUAAUACUGUAAUGAUUAGUACCUGUAUAAUAUAUGGCAUAAUAUUAUGGAUGGACUAUUAUCUUAACAAAAUCUUAUCAAAAGUUAAAUCUCGGACAAUCUCUAGUGAUAUAGGAUAUAAAGGCAUUACCUUAUUUGGAAUCAUGCUUUUAGUGUCGCAGAAGAAACCAAAGAUUGCCUACAGAAGAUUUCUGGUUGGAUCGCUUGCCAUCUUUUCAACAAUUAUUGCUUUUGUAUAUCAAGGAAACAUGGUAAAAAUUUUGACGGUGAGUCAUGAAUCUAAUAAAUUUGAUACAUUGCAAAGGUUGGUCGACAGUGGAUUGAAAAUUUUGGUGCCGAUUGGUUUGCGUAAUUUUUUGCCAAACGAAAAUAGUACUGACGUGGAUCCUAUUUACUAUCGUCUCUCUCAAAGGCGCACAUUGAUAGACAAUUAUGAAGUUAGUUAUAAACAAGUAGCAUACAAACGUGAUUCAGCCCUAUUUUCUCUAGGAAUAUUUAAUGAAAAUUAUCGAUAUGCUUUAUACUCUAAUAAAACAGGUAACAGUUUAAUACACGUAGUAGACGAAGCACCUACUAGAACCAUCUUGGCCUACAUGGUUUUGAAAGAAAGUCCUUUCAGAGAUAGAAUUAACAAAGUAGUAUUAAGAUUAUUUGAAGGUGGUUUUAGCCAGAAAUUUUUACAUGAUAAUUGUCCAUCUGAAGUAACCAAGAAGGAGGAGAGUUCAAGUUUGUCUUCCAUAACAAAAUAUUCUAAUUGA